Messenger RNA from Chironomus riparius, 1231 nucleotides. The record is from the annotation of a GenBank genome assembly. NCBI's taxonomy places the organism in Eukaryota, Metazoa, Arthropoda, Insecta, Diptera, Chironomidae.
AUGAUUGAAGGAAGGACUAAUCAAGAAAGAAAGGAAAAUUCUGAAAUAAAGAAAGUUUUUGUGUACAGUGGAAAAAAAGUGUGUAUAUACUUACAGUUCGCAGGAGCUUCACACGAGUUAGUUGAUGAGUUCUUUUCACUGAGGAUGGAUGCAAAUACGAGUGAGCCGGGCUGUUCAUCAUCCGAAAAAAAGAUUAUAAAAUGUAAUAGAAGGCAUCAAGAUGACACCGACACUGAUAAUGAGGAUGAAUUAAAGCAGCAUGAAAUACCCAAAUCAAAACUGUCAACAUCGAUUUAUGAAUAUUUGGUCCUCAUAUCAAUCAUUUUGAUCAUAUUUGCUGCAUUCAGAAACUCCGUUACAUGGCAUUUGCAAGUCUUUUGGAACAGAAGCGCUGACUUGUGGCAACACUUAUGGGAUCAAUUCUUGGACUAUGCAGGCGAGGAAGAAUUCAAUUUGUUCGUUUGGUGGACAACGAUUUACACAUUCUUCAUCUAUUGGACAUUCGGUGCAAUAUAUACCUUACUAGAUAUAACAAAUAAACCAAAAUUAUUAAGAAGAUAUAAAGUUCAGCCGAACACAAAUGAACCACUUGACAAGAAAAAAUUAUAUAAAGUUAUUCUUCAAGUCCUCUUCAACCAGACAUUUGUUGGAAUUCCGUUUGCAAUUCUUUCAUAUUAUGCCAUGAAACUUCGAGGAUUUCCAGACAUUCGUGAACUUCCUACUUUCCACUGGGUUCUUUUUGAACUCGGAAUAUGCAUUUUAGUCGAAGAAUUCGGAUUUUACUAUUCACACAGGUUCCUUCACAGCAAGCACGUUUACAAGUACAUUCAUAAGCAGCAUCAUGAAUGGACGGCUCCUGUUGCUGUAACAGCUAUUUAUUGUCAUCCUAUUGAGCACAUCUUUAGCAACAUUUUGCCACCAUUCCUUGGCGUUUUCAUCUGUAAAUCACAUCUAGCGACAUCAUGGCUAUGGUUCACAAUGGCAAUAUUAAGCACAUUAAAUGCGCACAGUGGAUAUCAUUUUCCGUUCUUUCCGAGUCCAGAAGCUCAUGAUUUCCACCAUUUAAAAUUCAAUUACAACUAUGGAAUGCUUGGAUUAUUGGAUCGAGUACAUGGAACAGAUUCAUUAUUCAGAAGAUCACCGCAAGGAUCAAGACAUUUAAUGCUUUUAUCAUUCAUACCCGCACACGAGCAAUUUCCUGAAAAACCAAAAAAGUCUUCAUAAAAGGAUA